UCAAGAUCAAGGUUUUGCCGUGAUCAAGGUCAGUUUCGCUAUGGUCAAGGUCAAGGUUUCGCCAGUCAAGAUUUCACCAUGAUCAAGGUUAAGUUUCGCUGUGUUCAGAGUCAAGGUUUCACCAUGUUUAGGGCCAAG
Molecule: messenger RNA, 138 nt
Organism: Dentiscutata heterogama
Lineage: Eukaryota; Fungi; Glomeromycota; Glomeromycetes; Diversisporales; Gigasporaceae
Source: the annotation of a GenBank genome assembly